This is a messenger RNA of Trichobilharzia regenti, 681 nucleotides long. The record is from the annotation of a GenBank genome assembly. Lineage: Eukaryota; Metazoa; Platyhelminthes; Trematoda; Strigeidida; Schistosomatidae.
AUGUGGAUUAAUAGGCGAUAUUAUUCUACUUCGUAUUGUCAAUAUGUCAAAAUCACAUUAAUAUUGUGUUAUCAUGUGUUCUCAACUCAAUUGGUUUUGAGUAAUGAUUCAUCAUCUCCUGUAGACGAUUCAUCACAUACACUAAGUGAGAAAUCAUAUUCUGAUGUUCACUGGGAAUAUGAUGCGUCAAGAGCGGAUUUAUGGUCACCAAAAACUCCAUUGGAAGUAUGGCCUGAUUUUAAACCAAUCCAAGAAUGUGAUACACGCGAGUUUAAACAGUUUCAACCUUCUUCGAACAAACUAUCUAGUGGUUUGAAUAACCAGUUCGAAUGGACUAGUAUCAGCGUAUUUAAUUCAGAACGUGUUAAACGUGGACAUAUCCUACUCGGUGGAUCAUUUCGACGUCAACAACCAGACUCGCUGGAGGCAAGCGAUACUGUAUCCCCACGACAAAAUAGUCAUGUAUUUUUAUGCCAUUUAGAUAUGAAAUCUGAUCGGGAUUCCCUGUUGGGAUUUGGAUUCAAUGAGAAUCCGUGUACUCUGCUGGAACAAACUUCUACUAGCAGUGUAAAUGAUCAUGAAUUUCUUGGUGCGUCAAGUGAAGCGUUGAAAAUCAAUCAAGAUAUUAGUUUAUUGUAUAUUGUGAUCCUUUAUGGAGAGCAGGUUCAAAAGUUCCAGUAG